Molecule: messenger RNA, 1584 nt
Organism: Mesorhabditis spiculigera
Lineage: Eukaryota; Metazoa; Nematoda; Chromadorea; Rhabditida; Rhabditidae
Source: the annotation of a GenBank genome assembly
AUGCUUCCCGUCCAGAUUUUGAAAGACAACGCGCAGGAGGAGCGUGGUGAGCACGCCCGGCUCAGCACCUUCGUCGGCGCGAUCGCGAUCGGGGAUCUCGUCAAAUCAACCUUGGGCCCCAAGGGGAUGGACAAAAUUCUGAUCUCCGGCACGCCCGACCAUCAAAACAUCAAGGUCACGAACGACGGGGCGACGAUUCUGAAGUCGAUCGGCGUCGACAACCCGUCAUCCAAGAUUCUUAUUGACAUUUCAAUGACGCAGGACCAUGAGGUCGGAGACGGGACGACGUCCGUUACCGUGUUGGCCGCCGAACUUUUGCGUGAAGCCGAGAAGCUGGUCGCCCAACGUAUCCACCCGCAGACGAUCAUCACCGGAUAUCGACAAGCCCUCAAGAUUGCCCAGGAAGCGCUAAAGGAGAGUGCUAUCGAGUCUGGCGCUAACCUGCGUGAAGACCUUUUGAAGAUCGCCCGCACCACCCUCGGCUCCAAGAUCCUCUCCCAGCACAGCGACCACUUCUCCGAGCUGGCUGUCGAUGCUGUUUUGCGACUCAAGGGCACCGGAAACCUGGAGUCCAUCAACAUCAUCAAGAAGCUCGGCGGCUCGAUGGCCGAAUCCUAUUUGGACGAGGGCUUCUUGCUCGAGAAGCUGCCCGGACACGCGCAGCCUCGCCGAGUCGAGAACCCGAAGAUUCUGAUCGCCAACACUCCAAUGGACACUGAUAAGGUUAAAGUGUUCGGCAGCAAGGUGAGGGUCGACUCCGUGGCGAAGGUCGCCGAGAUGGAGGUGGCUGAGAAGGAAAAGAUGAAGGACAAGGUUGACAAGAUCCUCUCGCACAAAUGCGACGUGUUCAUCAACCGACAGCUCAUCUACAACUACCCUGAGCAGCUCUUCGCCGACGCCAAGGUGAUGGCCAUCGAGCACGCCGAUUUUGAGGGAAUCGAGCGAUUGGCCCUUGUUCUAGGUGGUGAAAUUGUGUCCACGUUCGACUCGCAGGAGACGGUCAAGCUCGGCACGUGCGCGCUGAUCGAGGAGGUGAUGAUUGGAGAAGAUCGUCUGAUGCGCUUCAGCGGUGUCCCACUUGGUGAGGCUUGCUCAGUUGUGCUGCGUGGAGCGACGCAACAGAUCCUCGACGAGGCCGAACGCUCCCUACACGAUGCCCUCUGCGUGCUCGUCACCCACAUCAAGGAGGCCAAGACUGUCGCCGGGGCAGGAGCCAGCGAAAUCUUGAUGAGCUCGGCUGUCGCGAUUGGUGCACAGAAGGUUGCCGGCAAGGUGGCGCUCGCCAUCGAGUCGUUCGCCCGUGCUCUGGCCCAAUUGCCGACGAUCAUCUGCGACAACGCUGGCCUCGACUCUGCCGAGCUGGUCACCCAAUUGCGCGCCGAGCACGCCAAGGGCAACCACAAAAUGGGACUUGAUAUCGAAAACGGUAUCGUUGCCGACGUGGCCGCGAUGGGCAUCAUCGAGUCGUUCAACGUCAAGAUGUGCAUGCUGUCCGCAGCCGCCGAGGCCGCCGAACAAGUCAUCCGCGUCGACAACAUCAUCAAGAACGCGCCACGUCAACGCGUCAAAGACAAUCGCCCGUGC